CGCAGACGUGUUACUACCAAAUAAUACCACCUGUUUGCUGCGUGACCGUUCCUGGCGACGGGACGCAACCGAAAGGGGCAACUGUCAACGUAUCUGUGCCAAGCAUAAAAGGGAGUGAUGCCCCUCCCUUCUGAGUGUUUUGUGUGAUAUGAAGAAAUUAUCAUUUGUGUAGACUCUCUCAAUCCACUCAGGAAGACCAAUGGCCCGAGUAUUCGGAGUUCAUCAACACCCACCUUGGCAACGCAAAGUUAACAGACUACACAUCAAGCGGGCAGUCGCAUCAAGAAAACAGCAACUGAAAGAUACCUGACGUUAUCGCCACCACACAUUCCACAAGAGGAGGUUUGAUAAAACCACAAACCAGCACCACCAAAUGGCACCAACCUCUUCUCCCACGGGCCUCAUCCUACCCCGUGAUGCCUGCCACGACCGCCACGGCUGCGGCACCAUCCGCUCCGACAAGCUCCCGAUCAUCAUCGCCGUCGCCGUCAUUGUUGCCAUCAUCAUAGUCACCAUCUAUUGGUGCAGCUUCCGGUCAUUGAGGGCUCAGAAACGAAUGCGGAGAAUCAAGAGCACAGAAUUGCCUUCAAGCACUGCACCUCCUGCGGUCCGGGAAGUACCCGCACCGACGACGUUAGGAGCGGGGUCAACGGGUGCGGGUGCGGGUGGAAGUGGAGCCACCGAAACCGGGGCCGUAACGGCGGCGGCAACGACGACGGCGGGAGAGGUAGGAGGAACGACAUGGCAGGUUCCGACGAGCGGGCUCAAUCCUCUAGUACCGCCGCCAAUGUACGAGGAGACGCCGCCGCCGCCGCCUACUUAUCAGAGGGAUGCCCAGGCGCCGAGGUAUGCGUGAUGGAUGAUCAUGGGCUUACGUGUCUUUUGUUUACCCAGACAUCUUCGGAGUGCCAACGGGAGUUUAUGUGGGCUUGAUUGAAUCGGGGGAAGUGGUGUAAUGGUGAUGAUGAUGCAAGUCCUACAGGUUGUAGACCUGGCGGGAGUUAAUGUUUGGACGAUUUAAUGUUUCGAUGUAAUAAUCAGUAUACACUAGACAGAUACCCCAAGAGAUACCCCUUGAACCCUCUACACUACUGAUACAGGUAUACCUCCAUCGAAACAAAAUCUCAACAACACCUCAUGUCUCCUCCCUUCCGUUGUGGUUCGAUCUUGAAGCUAUCACGGUGGGGAUGGUCUAGGCAGG
Neurospora crassa OR74A is the source of this 1201-nucleotide messenger RNA. RefSeq lists its product as hypothetical. Lineage: Eukaryota; Fungi; Ascomycota; Sordariomycetes; Sordariales; Sordariaceae. The coding region runs from base 374 to 856 and encodes 160 amino acids. The transcript has a single exon. The record is from RefSeq and is a predicted model, not a curated record.